Messenger RNA from Parus major (Great Tit), 2745 nucleotides. RefSeq names its product basic helix-loop-helix family member e23 (gene BHLHE23). The transcript has a single exon. Bases 120 to 794 code for a protein of 224 amino acids. Lineage: Eukaryota; Metazoa; Chordata; Aves; Passeriformes; Paridae. Gene Ontology annotation, molecular function: protein dimerization activity. The record is from RefSeq and is a predicted model, not a curated record.
GUUCUGCGCUCACUGCCCGCCCCCAGCCCGGGCGCAGCGCCGAGCGGAGCGGAGCGGCGGGGCCGCCUCCUCCUCCUCCUCAGCGCCCAGGCAGCGGCGGCCGAGCGGGAUCGCCGGCGAUGGCUGAGCUCAAGUCGCUGGGCAGCGAGGCGUACCUGGCGCUGGCCCCGGGCUACGGGCCCUCGGCUUUCGCCUACGGAGCCGUGCGAGGGGGCGCCGAGGGCCCGCGGGGCCCCUACGCGGGGAGCGGCGGGGCGGACUUCCACGCCGGGGCAAUGGGCAAGUCGGCGGAGAGCAGCGGCGAGCAGAGCGGAGACGAGGAGGACGGCUUCGAGGCGGGCGUGAAGGGCAACUCGGGCUUCGAGCGAGAGGGGAAGCUGAAGGGGGGAGCCCUGGGCAAGAAGCCCAAGGAGCAGCGCUCGCUGCGCCUCAGCAUCAACGCGAGGGAGCGGCGGCGGAUGCACGACCUGAACGACGCGCUGGACGGGCUGCGCUCCGUCAUCCCCUACGCCCACAGCCCCUCGGUGCGGAAACUCUCCAAAAUCGCCACGCUGCUCCUGGCCAAGAACUACAUCCUCAUGCAGGCGCAGGCCCUGGAGGAGAUGCGGAGGCUGGUGGCCUACCUGAACCAGGGCCAGGCGCUGAGCGCCCCGCUGCCCGCCACCCUCAACCCCUUCGGACAGUCGCCCGUGUACCCCUUCGGCGGCGCGGCCGUGCCCGCCUGCCCCGAGAAAUGCACUGCCUUCACAGGAGCCGCCUCCGCCCUCUGCAAACACUGUAACGACAAGCCUUGACUUCUGCCUUCUUCCGGCUUUUCCUUUCUUUUGCUUUAGUUUUGGCUUAUUUUUUGGUUUGGGUUGGGGUUUUUUUUUUGUUUUGUUUUGUUUUUGUUUUUUUGGUUGGUUGGUUUGGUUCUUGUCCGUGCACUUUUCUUUUCACUGCCAUCAGCCCUGGCUUCCUUCCAUCAGUUAAGUCUGGGCUUUCUUUUUUGUUCUUCUCUUAAAUACCACCCCCUCCCCAUUUGGAAAUAUUUGGCAGUUCACGUGGACCCCCAAAACACCCACUUUCUACUUUAUUUAGUUCCCCCCUCACAUGCAACUUCAUCUGUAGAGUUAUUUCCUUCCCAGCCUGUCAGUGGAUUGUGAGCGUAAUGUUGCUUUUCGCUUGCUCUGAGCUACAAAGUUUUUGAGCAGUUUUGAAACAGAACUAUAGAAAAACAGAGAGGGAGAGAGAUCUGGAAAUGGAAACCUCAGCGAAUUUGCCUUGGCAUGAUCGACCUGUGUUAAAAAUAGAUUUAAAGGAGGGAGGGGAAGCAAAAUCCAGCUGCAAACUAUGCAAUGUUUCAGAAUCAUGGGCGGAGAGGAUUCUGUGUAGCCAGCUGGGGUUGGACUGCACCCGCAAAUCUAAAUGGAAAUCAUUUGGUCAGUGCUCACGGGAGGGGGGAUGUCCAGUACUCUUGCUUAAAACAGUUGAUGCUUCAAAGUAAGAUGCUUUUUUUUUUUCUCUCUUAAAAAAAUUAACCCUUUACUGGACUGAGAGGAACCUGUGAUUGUAUGCUAAUGCUUGCUGUUUGCCUGUUUCUCAGCUUGGUUAAGUUUUCCAGAUGAUUUUCCAAAGUCGUUGCUCAUCAUGAUGAACAAAGCAAAAGGUGACUUAACAUAUUUAUAUGUAUUUAUAAUAAAUAAAAGACAUGAAUAACCACUUUCUCUGUCCUACAUGUCUCUAAAACCAGCUGGCAGUCCCGGCAGAACCCCUGCUGGAGACAGGUAAAGCAGAAAUGGAUGUGACAGGAGCAGCUGAGUGAACUUAGGGGAAUGUUCAGAAUACUUGUGAAAAGCUUGUGGAUGUUCAGCUCCUUAUCAGCAGUGAUUUGCACUUUUUCCUCCAGUUUCUCCUGAACCAUGAGCACACAAAAAAAGUUGCUUAUGUCUGAGUUAAGCAGGCAGGGGUUUAGGCUGUGUGCUCUGGCAUUUGCUGGGGAAGGCUGUGCCCUGACAGUGGUGUUUGACCGAGGUUGUUGCAGCAGCAAGCUUAGGUCUGAGCACACCCAUGGAAAACAUGGCAGGGAAAGAAAUCGCUUAAAGACUCUGCUUAUCCCUUUGGCUCAGUUUUCUGUUCUAUCCACAGCUUGACCUGUGGCUAAAUCUGUGGUUUGGGCCACUUAAUAUCAUGACUGAACUAAUGAUCUCUUGCCAAUAUUGACUGUGUUCGUACAAGUUACAAAGCGCGUCUCUCGCUGGCUGAGUUCUCGGUGUCGCUUGCGUUGCUUUACUUUGGUUUUCUGGUUUAUGUUGUUCAAUGCUUUGGUGCCUUGUAUGCUUCACUAGUCAUUAUAUAAUAAUGAUAAUAAUAAUUGAGGUGCAUUCAGUGCUUUCUGUUUGGGUUGGAAAUACCCAUCCAAUGUCAGAGCAACCAAGUAAACUGGUACAGUCGCAGCCUCAGGGGCUCGAGCUGUCCGUGGCCAUUUGUGUUAGGAGUGGGGUGUAACUAUUUAGGGUUAUUAAACCAAUUUCCAUGCCUGUCGUUAGUGUUAUGCUAAUUUGAAAAGGACUGCCAUCCCUCUGAAGCGCUUGUCCAUGGCACUUAAUUUUAAUUAAUACAUUUCCAAAAGACUUUUUGUGUUUGGAAAACGAAGUGUGUGAUUAAGCCUUAUUCAUAAAGACAUAUGUUUAAAACUGGUUCCUGCUCAUUUCCAUUUUUAUAUCUUCAUUUCUUUCCUGUAAUUAAAAAAAAAAAAAAGAAAAA